This is a messenger RNA of Gekko japonicus, 4811 nucleotides long. Its product is annotated as plakophilin-1-like. Gene Ontology annotation, molecular function: cadherin binding. The transcript is spliced from 7 exons. NCBI's taxonomy places the organism in Eukaryota, Metazoa, Chordata, Lepidosauria, Squamata, Gekkonidae. Gene Ontology annotation, cellular component: adherens junction; cytoplasm; plasma membrane. The annotation marks the transcript as partial. The record is from RefSeq and is a predicted model, not a curated record. Gene Ontology annotation, biological process: cell-cell junction assembly; cell-cell adhesion; intermediate filament bundle assembly.
UCUGUGGAGAACUGCAUCUGUAUUCUACACAAUCUGUCCUACCGCCUGGAUUCUGAGGUGCCUAAUAAAUACACACACCUUAAUCACAUGGCCAGGGGCACUUACACUGACAAAACCCUGACUGGUUGCUUCAACAACAGAGGGGGAAAAAUGGAGUAUGAUGAGUAUGAUCUGCCCCUUCCUGAGGAGGACUAUAAACCCAGGGGAUCCAGCUGGCUCUACCAUUCAGAUGCCAUCCGGACAUAUCUCUCUCUGAUGGACCAGAGCAAGAAAGAUGCCACCUUGGAAGCUUGUGCUGGAGCCCUGCAAAAUCUAACUGCAAGCAGAGGACUGAUGUCAAAUGCAAUGAGCCAGCUGAUUGCUACAAAGGAGAAAGGUUUACCGCGUAUAGCACGGCUCCUGCAGUCCACUAAUGCAGAGGUUGUCCGAUCUGGUACAUCCUUGCUGAGUAAUAUGUCUCGACACCCCAUUCUCCACAAGACUAUGGCUCACCAGGUACUCCCAGAUGUGACUCGUCUCCUAGCUCUGCAGGCUCCAGGUUCCAGCAACUAUGGAGACAUUAUGUCAUCUGCUUGCUACACCCUGAGGAACUUGAUUAUGUCCAAUCCACAGAUGGCCAAGCCUUACCUGACAGGCAGUCUGAUUAAUAACGUAGUAGGCCUGUGCCGAAAUGGCUCCUAUCCAAAAGCAGCUGAAGCUGCUCGUCUUCUAUUGGCUGACUUGUGGUCAAACAGGGAGCUCCAGUCUAUGCUAAAACAGCAAGGAUAUGAUAAGAAUAUGAUGGGAUCCCUAACAGGGAGCACUUUCAGGAACCUGUCAUCUAGAUUCUAAGAAGAUAUCUGCAUUACAUUUGAUAACUGCAGAGUUUGUAACUGGUUCCUGUCUGGGAGACCUCAACCCUCAAGGAAUUAGUUAAGUCGUUAAAGAUGUACACAGUGUUUUGAGAGGUCAAUUCAGUUGUAAAACUAGGUAUGAAAAAUGUUUUGCCUGAUUAUAGAUAUCUGAAAAUGUUUUAAUAUUUUUUAAACAAAUUCUUUUUUCUGGGGGCACAUUGGGGGUUCAGAGGUUAAUGUCACUUGAUGUUAAUUGUUAUAUCUGUAAAAAUGAAUGGGGGAAGUACAAUUUGAAAAGGUUUAAAGAGUAAAUCAAGCACCAACCUCCCAACUUAUAUCUUGGCCAUAAUAGGCAAGUUUACAAAGAUAGUACCAGUCUAACCACCACUUUCAGCUUCACAGAAUAGCAUUUCUUUAUAUCCGUUAUAUAGUUAUCAUAUGAAUAUAGGGAGAAGCAAAUAUUGAAUGUCAUAAAAGACAUUUGGGUGCCAUAUAAAUAUGUCUAAGUCUUUUUCAUUCCUCAUUUUCAUCACAUUGUAUACAGUUACUAACAUUCUAUAUGUUUAUUUCACUGUUGAUGGUCAUGAUACUGAGAUAUUUAGCAUAGUGUUGUAGUUUCAGAUAGCUGGGUUUCUUUUUGUUGAAAAUUUACUGACUUCAAUUUACAUUCAUAUCUUUAUCAGGUCUGCUUUCAUAUUUCAUGUUACUGGUAAGCAUUUUUUCCUUAUAGGCUGCUUAGUUUUUAAAUCCCAAGAAGCAAAUUCAUGUCAGAGAAAAGUGUCCUUCACAGGUUCUAGAUAAGUGUUUUUAAAUUUUAUUUUUGUACUGUAUAUGAAUAAUGACUUGUGUGGAAGGCAGGAACUCAGGAGGUUGUGCUUUAUGAAGGCUACCCCGUGCACCACUGUGGCUCUGCUGUCUUUGCUUUUUAAAUGUAAAUCUGUCACCUGAACAUAUCUAUAAAGUUGGUAAGUUUAGAAAGAUGAUAAAUAAAUAUGUCCAUGGUAGAGAAUCAGAGUAGCUUCCUGAGGUUGGUCAAUGGACAUACCAACAGAAAUAGUCUAUUAACUAAGAACUAAAGAAGCUAAACAGACUGUGUUGUAUAAUUUUCAAGUGCAGAAGCGUACAACUUGUGAACGUGUGAAGCUGCCUCACACUGAGUAAAAUGGUCAGGCUGUCUACCUCAGUCUUGUCUAUUAUGGCUAAGCAGGGACCCUCUAGGGUGUCAGACAAGGUAGAUAUUUCCCCAGAAAGAUCCUUUAACUAGAGAUGCCAGGGACUGAAUCUGGGACCUUCUUCUUGCAAACAUGGUAAUCUAACACUGACCUCUGGUGCCUCCUCAGUGACCAGUAAAUGGUGAUGCAUGGGAGUCAAGGGGUGAGAAUUCUUUUUAAGUAGCCAGUGUCCUUAUAGGCCACUAAGACUGAUUUGUCCCUGGGCUUACCAAAGACCCUGUUCACUCUGUAGCUGUCACCAAGACAUCCAUUCCUGUCAUGGGCUUCCUAUAUUUUCUAUGGGCACAUUGUAAUUCUCUUGCAAUUAUGUUGCCAUUAGAGGAUCCAAACAAACAGUGAUGAAGUAUGUUUAUUAAAGCAAGUCAGUAGAAGAACAUAAAGCAGAUGCUUUGUUGGAAUGUAAAAUAAAAGAUCAAGUACUCAAACUGUUUACCAUAUAAAAGUAAUUGAAUAUUAUGAUCUAUGUAAAAAGAUACCAACUUUUCAUUUUCUCCGGUGUAGCUUUGGGAAAGAAAAUUUGUUGAUCAUAAUAAGUUACCUUGUAAGCAUUAUAUGCUGGAAGAUUGAUGCUAAUUUGUAUGUUCCAUAAAAAGGGGGGGGGUGUCACUAAGUUAAAAUUUUGGCAUUGGGAUAUAAUUCUAACACAGAUUUAUGAUACUUAUGCUAAUCUAGCCUGCUUUCUAAUCCAGUAAAUGCUGGGUAGCUGUUCAUGCAAAACUUCCUCAACUUGUCAAUUUAGGAUUUCUAUUCCAAUUUAUGUACUGUGGUCAGCAUGCAGUCUAGGUCAUUUUUACAUAAGGACAUAAAAUGCAAGUGUACGUGAGUACAACUAACCAUGUGGUGUUUUCAUGUAUGCUACAAGCUAGACUCUCACCAUUGUAGUUGUAUUUUAUGUAUAAGAGUUAUAUGUAUAAGAGGUACUAAAUAAGAACGAAUUUUGUGUAUAAAUCUGCAUAUGCCACAAGAUAAUCUGGCUGUGGAAUGAUUGUGUCUGUGAGCAUAAUCACUACAGCUGUGAAUUUUGUGCACAUUUCUGAAAUUCUGGCACUUGACCUGUUGCUCAAUAUCUAGACAGUUAAUGCUGAUGACUGUUUCUUAAACUGGUGUUGAUACAAACAGCAUAAUGAACAAUUAAUUUUUAAUAGAAAAAGUGAAGGGACAUUAUUGCUAUUUUGCUAUUUGUUGCCAUUUUAUGAAGAAAUUUUGAACAUUUUUUUCAACACAAAAGAACCCACCAUGGCUGAUAGGAAUUGAUUUGUGCCACUGCUACACAUGACCAUAAUCUGCAAAUAUACUGUUUAGUGGAGUUUUCCCUCAUACUGUUUCAUUCUUGCAGCUCUUUCUGAUCCCUCAAAAGAUUGUUCCUGGGAUUAUGGAACCUGUGCAGAGGAAUAGUGAUGUGGGUCUUGAGGCCAGGGGAACAAGCAGGUGAAAUCAGUCUUCCUCUUCUGCAAUUGCAGCUCUGCUGGAGGGAGGGGUCAGUUUCAUCCCCUUCUUGAUCCUCUUCACUCCAGCCCCCAACCCACAUGGCUACUUCUCUAUGCAAGACUCUUGACCACAAGUCUUUCUGGAGGUCAUGAGGAGCUGCAAAAAUGGGGAGAAUUGCAGAAAAAUUGUUUGUCUUGCAUACACAGAUGUUUGGAGAUUUUUCUGGAGGAAGACAUGUACACAGUCAUAACUAGCAACUACCACUGAAAUCAUUUUAAGAUCAAGGCAUAUGGUUUCUGUAUUUUUUUACAAAAUGCAGACAUUCAUCCACAAUAAUAUGUCCAAGCAAAAUGUUAAAGUGCCAGCAUUUCAUCAAAAUGGGUAGCAAUGUCUGUCUGUAGCAGUAGAAAAGAGUAAGAAUCCAGUAGCAACUUAAAGACUAACCUACCUAACCUAAUCAGAGAUUUCUACGGUUCAAGUUAUACUGUAAAGAUGCUGUGAGAUUUUGCAAUCACAGUUGUGAUGGUGAUGGACUCUGCUAGUUAUUGGCUUGGCUGCUUGCCGGUCACACAGGGUCUGAACUGUCAGAAUGGGCUCGGUUUGCCAUUGGCUGAGUUGCUCAGAUGCUAAUCAGCAAAAGAUCGACAAACAAUUAGGACACAGACUAGGAAAGCAGUAGACGUUUGGGGAUGGGGGAUGGAGCUAAGAAGGCACAGACCAGUAGAGGCAGGGGAGACCAGUCUACAGAAGAAAGACUGGAAGCAGUAUAGGUUACAGAAUAAUGAAAAAAGGAUGAGAGGGAGGAUGAAAUCUGAGGGCAAAAGGAAAACUGAGAGAGAGAAUGGACAAAGAGAGGACAGUUGCACAUGCUGGAAAGCAGUAGCAAUAUGGGAUGCUGAAGUUUAAAUAUUGAUCUGAAAGAACCAGCCAAAGCUUUGGAGCGAGUUUCUAAUUUAUGUACUUUUUAAUUCUGAAUACAGUAGAAUUCAAUCUUGUAUUUGAUAUUAGAUGUUUAUCAGGAAUAGGGCCAGAAAGCUGCAAUAGGCCUAUUAAUAUAGGUGAUUUUCAGACUAUGCUUACAGGUCACACCAGACUGGCCAAUGUUUGACAGAAGUACAUGAAGUAAUGAUAGGGAUGUAAAUAAUGUUUCCAAGUCAUUAGGUUAACCUAAUGACCAUAGGUCCAACUGAAUAAUGAUCAGGUAAUCAAUAACUAUCAAUCCUCUUCCUUUCACCUGAACAAGUCAGAUUUUGGCAUCUAAGAAACAAAUCAUGCCCAGCAGCAGAGCUGAACUGUUUAGGAAGCUCCUGAUUUUGAA